Messenger RNA from Cavia porcellus (domestic guinea pig), 397 nucleotides. RefSeq names its product large ribosomal subunit protein eL43-like. The transcript has a single exon. Gene Ontology annotation, biological process: translation. Gene Ontology annotation, cellular component: ribosome. The coding region runs from base 49 to 327 and encodes 92 amino acids. NCBI's taxonomy places the organism in Eukaryota, Metazoa, Chordata, Mammalia, Rodentia, Caviidae. Gene Ontology annotation, molecular function: structural constituent of ribosome. The record is from RefSeq and is a predicted model, not a curated record.
UAAGACACAGAGACAACCUCUCUGGGUCUGGGCCUAAGUUGAGUCGCCAUGGCCAAACGCACCAAGAAGGUCGGCAUUGUCGGUAAAUAUGGGACUCGCUAUGGUGCCUCCCUCCGGAAAAUGGUGAAGAAAAUUGAAAUCAGCCAGCACGCCAAGUACACCUGCUCCUUCUGUGGCAAGACCAAGAUGAAGAGACAGGCUGUAGGGAUCUGGCACUGUGGUUCCUGCAUGAAGACAGUGGCUGGUGGUGCCUGGACCUACAACACCACUUCUGCAGUCACAGUCAAGUCAGCCAUCAGAAGACUGAAGGAAUUGAAAGACCAGUAGAAGCUCUGCUGUUUGAAACAUCCCUAGUCUACAAUAAAUGGGUUAAUUUAUGUAAUAAAAAAAAAAGAAA